AUGAAUAACAAUAACAUCAUUCCAAUUUAACUUCUUCAACAGCUGCGAUUACCAAUAAGAAAUAAAGAUUAUAGCACUUCUCUGUAGUCAUUUAAUUAAUUUCUUGGUCAAACAGAACAAUAUAUAAGAUUGUUCAAUCAACAAAAUUUAGAUCAAAUAAAGAUUGUAUUUGGAAUGAUUUUAGAAGUAUAACGAUUCUAUAAUAAAUUAGGAUUUGGAUUUCUUACAAUUGAAACCAGUCAUUUAAAUUUGGAGAAUCAACUUCACUGAUCUAUUUUUGAACACAUUCAACCUAUCAUUUGCCAAAGCGCUUUGUCAAUAUUAUGUAUCACUAAGUGAAUGUAGUCAAAUAUUUAAAACUCCAUUAUUUAAUGAAAUCUCUAAGUAGAUUUGCUAGAUUUUUUGUAUUCUUUGUUGGGAUAAGGACAUAUCAGAUGAAAUCAGACAUUCAAAAUGUUUAAGAUCAUUUAUUCGCAUGCUCAGAGUCAAUUGUACUGAUGAUUUAUUGGCUUGUCUAGUUAUUGUAACCAAAAAUAGCAAGAAUUCUGAAUAUAUGACUAUAAAAAAGAGUUAAGAUUAACUACUUUAGUUAUUUAGAAAUAACAUCAAUAGAGAACUAGUUUAAUUGAUUAUAGCCAAUAUGUGUUUUAAUAAUGAUUAAAGAUUACUUUUUUGGUGUUAAGGAAUCCUAUAAGUGUUAAAGCUAACUUUAGAUGCUUCAUCUCUAACAUUAAUAUGGAAAUUAUUAUAUGAUUGUCCUGAAGUCAUUGAUGAACUCUUAAAAUACGCAGAAUUCUUCAAUCAUCUAUAUAAAUAGAUUAACACUAUCAAUGAAGAAUGCGCAUUGAUGAUAGGUAUAAUUAGAAAGAUAUGUGAAAAUAAUGAACAAUACAAAUUAUAACAUAUUGAAAACAUAGUCAAUAUCUUUAGCAAUUUCAUAGAAAAUAAUUAAAUGCUAUCCCAAAAGUAUGAAUAACAGCAUCCAUCAAUCAGGUAGUUUAUUUUCAAAGAAAUAUUCUCUUUUUUUGGAAUUGUUGGGAAUUAAUAUAUUUAACCUUAAAUAAUUCCUCAUAUUAUUAGUCUAAUCUAUUAAAAUAGCAGUGAUAACAGAUUACUUACUGUUGGCAUAGGCAUGUUGACCAAUCUUAGUACAUAUACAUAGAUUCUUAAUAUCAUAUAAAAUGACAAAUUGUUUUAUCAGAUUAUUUUGCAAAUUUUAGAACAAUUUCAUGAUAAGCAACAAUUAAUAGAAUAUACUUUAAAACUGAUGAUUAACACAUUAACUAACUAAAUCAUUUCCAUUUAAUAUGCGCAACCUAGAUUUAUCAUGAAAUUGUUCUUCAUUUGGCAUGUGAGUCCUGAGAAUGUCUCAGUCAACAAUCUAAUCAUCAGAGUAUUGAGAGGUUUAUAUGUUAUUACAAAUGCCAAUGCAUAAAUCUUAAGCUAAUGUAUUAAUGAGUUAUAACAGAGAAAUAAUACAUUUGAUUUUGUGGAUUUAUGUUCCCUAACUAUCAAUACAAACUUAUAAUAAAAUAGACUAGAGAAUGUUGUUGAAGUAUUUUCGAUAUUAUAAUUUAGAUCUAUAUGCUCAUAUCAAUAAUUCCUAAUCUUAAAUUAAACAGUAUUAAGUUUUAGAACACGAUUAAGUAAUACGUUGAAACCAUGAGAGCAAAAGGAGAAUUAAAAAAGGCUUUAUAAGCAGUAUCUCACUUACCAAUAGAAGAUAUUGGAUUACAAUUCUGA
Molecule: messenger RNA, 1743 nt
Organism: Paramecium octaurelia
Lineage: Eukaryota; Ciliophora; Oligohymenophorea; Peniculida; Parameciidae
Source: the annotation of a GenBank genome assembly